Molecule: messenger RNA, 1998 nt
Organism: Microthlaspi erraticum
Lineage: Eukaryota; Viridiplantae; Streptophyta; Magnoliopsida; Brassicales; Brassicaceae
Source: the annotation of a GenBank genome assembly
AUGGUUACGCUGCGAGAAUGUGUUGAAAAAUUGCAACUGCUGAAGUCUCCAGAGGAACGACAGCGCAGGCUAGAGGAAAUUCCAGAAAUACAUGCUGAUCCCAAAAUGGAUCCAGAUUGUGAGUCGGAAGAUGAAGAUGAAAAAGAAGAAAAAGAAAAAGAGAGAAAUCUGAGGCCGCGAAGUAGUAGCUUCAACAGAAGAGGAAGAGACCCGAUUUCUCCAAGAAAGGGAGGGUUUAGUUCUAAUGACUCAUGGACUGGCACAAGUAACUACUCAAACGCAAGUGCAAAUCGUGAAUUGACCAGAAGUUAUUCUGCUAGAGGCUCUACUGGCAGAGGGGAUUAUUUUGGUAGUUCUGAAGACAAGGUUAGUGAGAGCAUGUGGUCUUCAGGUAGAGAAAGAGAAAUUCAACCAUCUUUAGCCUCGGAGAAGCCGAGAUCUAUUACUCUUCCUGAGCCUCCUCCCAGAAGUUCUCGUGCUGUUGCGCCACCGGAAUUGUCUCCUAGGAUUGCCCCCGAAAUUUCAACGGCGCCUCCUGCUGCUGUUCCCCAGCCUGCUCCCAAGUCAAAUGACUCAGAGAAAAUAUGGCAUUACAAGGACCCAUCUGGUAAAGUUCAAGGACCGUUUUCGAUGGCCCAGCUCCGUAAAUGGAACAAUACUGGAUACUUCCCUGCUAAGUUGGAAAUCUGGAAAGCUAAUGAGUCACCGUUGGACUCUAUUCUCCUAACUGAUGCAUUGGCUGGACUAUUUCAGAAGCAACCCCAGGUUCAGGUGGCAGCUUAUCCUGCUCCAUCAAGCCAAUCUGAUACGGUUAGGACCGCUCCAUCAAUCAUUGAUAUUCCCAGGAAUUCCCAGGAUAAUUGGAGUUCAGGCGGUAGCCUUCCUUCGCCUACUCCGAAUCAAAUCACAACUCCAACCGCAAAAAGGCGAAAUUUCGAGAGCAGGUGGUCUCCAACUAAGCCAUCUGCACAGUCGAUGAACUUUUCUUCAGCACAGUCUGGCCCGAGUCAAGCUGCUAGAACAGAUAUCCCUGUGGUUGUAAACUCUGCUGUUGCACUACAUCCCGGAGGCCACUCUAUUCCAACACCAGAUUCGACCAACGUUGCUGUUAAUCACUACGGCUCUGCUGCUCCUCUUCCAUCUCCAACACCAGCAAGCGGAAACCAAAGCUGGGGGAGCAUGCAGACAGAUAAAUUUGAUUCCCAUGGUCGUGGAGGAGGCGAUGCUCCCUCUAUAUCUCAGAACAGCUCCGCGUCUUAUGGCAUCGCAGCUCCAAAUGUUCUCCCUUCGCAAAGUCAACAAGGCUUUCCCUCAGCUGAUUCAUGGAGGGUUCCAGCUCCAAGCCAAUCGAAUAUUCAGGCUCAGCCACCGGCUAAUAACUUACAAUGGGGUAUGAACACAGUGAACAACACCCAAGUCUCAGGACAACAACCUCAGUCUCAACCAAACCCGAACAGCAGCUGGGGUACUCAAGGGACUGUAAACCCAAACAUGGGAUGGGCUGGUCCUGCUCAACCUGGAAUGAAUGUUAACUGGGCUGCUCCAUCUUCUGUUCCCCAAACUGGUCAGGGAAUGCCUAAUCCUGGUUGGGGAGGGCCUGUCCAAGGACAACCACAAGCUUAUCCAAACACCGGAUGGGGUGUAACAGGCCAAGCUCAAGUUCAAGUUCAAGCUCAACCCGAAGUUCAAGCUCCAGCGAGUAGUAUGGGCUCGGGAUGGAUGCAACCAGGUCAAGGGAUGCAGUCAGGGAACAGUAAUCAAAACUGGGGAACUCAGAAUCAGAUGGCGAUCCCAAGCGGGGGAUCAGGAGGGAACCAAGCCGGUUACUGGGGAAACCAACAACAGAAUCAGAAUGGAGAUUCUGGGCAUGGUUGGAACAGGCAGUCAAGUGGUGGAAAUGGUGGGCAGAACAACUUCAAAGGGCAAAGAGUUUGCAAGUUCUAUCGAGAAACUGGAAAUUGUAGGAAAGGAGCUUCCUGCAAUUACCUUCACAACUAA